Sporothrix schenckii 1099-18 is the source of this 1767-nucleotide messenger RNA. RefSeq lists its product as uncharacterized. The record is from RefSeq and is a predicted model, not a curated record. Lineage: Eukaryota; Fungi; Ascomycota; Sordariomycetes; Ophiostomatales; Ophiostomataceae. Gene Ontology annotation, biological process: regulation of DNA-templated transcription. Bases 1 to 1767 code for a protein of 588 amino acids. The transcript has a single exon. Gene Ontology annotation, molecular function: DNA-binding transcription factor activity.
AUGGACGGUGGCCGCAGCUCCCAGCCGUCGCUGCCGGCAACACCGCCACGACAAACGACCCAGCAGUCGACAACAACCCCGACACCGCCCUCGUUGAGACGUUAUCCGCUGCAGAUGCCGCCGAACCAUAUGGCGCUCCCUCUGUCUCUGCCACUGUCGCUUCCCCUGUCCAUGUCUACGGCUACACCCAUGGCGAUGCCUCUGUCGAUGUCCCCGCCUCUCCCCACGGAGACGACGGCCACAGCGUCGCACGACCUGUUUGGUGGGCACAUGUACGACAAGCAGGAGAACAACGGAAACAGCAGCGGAGACAGCAACGGACAUGUUCCCAACAACGGAAAGGACUGGGGAAACAGCUUGGACCUCACCAACCAUGGGCAUGUGGCCGACAUUGGCACGGGAAUGGGCCUGGAUGUGGGCCUGGACACGGCCAUGGACAUGAACUUUGACGACAUCGACGUGGAUGCCCUUAUGCACUUGGCGCUACCAGAGGAUGCAAAUGGCUACCCAAGCAACACUGGCUUAACGUACAACCACACAGACCACAGCUCGACGUCCGCCAUCACGCGCCACUCUCCGUUCCUCUUCGACGAGCCAGGCAUGCUUCUCGACAACGGUACCUCGUCUGCCUCGCCAUACGGCGAUCCGCCUAGCAGCUACGCGAUCGGCUACACUUCGACCGGCUACCCGUUCAACACAUCCAUGGCGCCCAUGGCCUUGUCGUCUGCUUACACGGGCCUCGGCUCACUGCCGCAAGCCGCAACAGCCGCCAUGGAGACCACUGCCAAUGAUCGCAGCAACCACCAUGUUAACAACAGCCCGCCACUGACCCGCAGCCGUGCUCGCCACGUCCGCAGUGCGUACAGCGCUCACAACACGCACAGCACGCACAGUGUCCGCUCGGCCUCGGAUCCCAUUCCGUCCACCGAAUGCCGCCGUGGCCAGAGCCACAUGCGCGGCAGCAGCCUCGGCAGCGCCGAUGAUGACGACGACGAUGACAACGACGACGACUGCUAUGGUGAGACCAGUGGCAUAGCCGACCCGUCCAACACCCGUCCCACCGUCACCACCCACAUCAACAUCAACGGCCCACCGCCAACCGACCCGGCCGACUGGCGCGCCCGUCUGCGCUACUGCGAGCAGGCCAUCCACAAAGCCAGCCUGGACGCCAGCCUCGUCCGCCUGCUCGAGUUCCCCGAAGGCCUCGACGCCGCCGAGCUCGAGGCCCGCCGCGCCGCCAACCUGCGCUUCGACCGCGUGCGCGAGCAGCGCCUCAAAGACCGCAACAACGAGGCCGCCAAGCGCAGCCGCCAGCGCAAGGUGGCGCGCAUCGAGGCCGCCGAAGAAACCAUUGCGGUGCUGCAGCGGGAGCGGGCGCAGCUGGCGGGCGAAGUGCAGCAGCUGCGGCGGCAGCUCGCCGCGGCAGAGCGGCGGGGACCGUCGUGGAUGCCGUCGCCGGCCAGACGAGUCGCAAAAGGACGCGCCGCCUCGGCGCUCACGACGCCCACGACGCCCAAGCGACGCAGAGGCAGCGGCGGCAGCCAAAGAGAAAGCCAAUCGAGCAGCUCGUCGAGAGGACAGCGCAAGGCAUCGCGGGGACACAAUACUGAUGCUGACGGCGACGAUGAUGGCCACGACGACGACAACGAGGACGACGACGACAACGACAACGACAGCGACAACGACAGCGACAACGACAGCGACAACGAUGAGGGAAACAACAGUUCUCGUCACGGCAGCUCGAUCGUGGUCGGCAUGCUGGCUUAG